AUGAUCACAAAGUUAAAGUUGAGAAUGAACCAAGGCAAUAGUCACUCGCCACAUUUUGAUGAGAAAAUAGUACGCUUUGCUGUGUCGGAAGAUCUAGACGAUGGCGAUGUCAUAGGAAUUGUUACCGCUAAUGACUCUGAUGUGGGUCUGGCAGGGAAAAUUCACUACCGUAUCCAGUCUGAAAGCGAAGUGCCUUUACGAACACUUCCAAAUGGAACACUUGUCGUGGUUGGCGCUUUGGAUUACGAAGCGAAAAAGCGCUAUGUGUUCAAUGUUACGGCUACGGAUCGAGGUCAACCACUGAGAAACGCCAGCGCUCAAGUUGUCGUUGAUUUAUUGGAUCUCAAUGACAGUCCACCCAUGAUUGAAGACAAGGAGCUUACUUAUGCGAUUACUUCCCCCAAUGAUAUCAUUUGCCCUACGAUUUCCGACAUCGACACUCCUCUCGCUGAUCUCGACUUCUUUACCGACACCCCCAACGUCACCAUUUCAGCUCAGCAUGAUUGCAUCAAAAUCAAUGAUACCGUACCCCCAGCCAUCAGCUGGACAGUAUCCGAUGAUAAUCAAUCAAUAACCGUAAAAUUGAAUUUGCUGGAUAUGAUGCCAAAGCAACCGGAAAUUUCGGAGACGAAUGUGAUCAUUAGCGAAAAUACUGUGGACGGCACUAUAGUGGCAUCUUAUGAGAAUGUGGUCUUCUCUGAGCAAAAAGAUCAGUUGUCGGUGGAUUCGAAGGACGUGAAGGUGCAAGGUGGACAUGGUCUACGAGGAGAUGUGCUGAAAAUCUAUGCAAAAUCAAGAUUUGGAGGACGAGGUUUGCGAAGCUCUAAUCUGACACUGAUGGCCAGCCGGGAUGCUCCAUCACCACUUUUCGAGAAGACAUAUUAUGCCUUAAAUGUUAGCAAAAUGAUGCCUGUGGAUACAGUAAUACAUGACUUCCGAUUGCAUUUGCCGGACAACUGCCACAUGGAAAUUGUUACUGGUAAUGAAGCUGAGGCUUUUUGUAUAUCAAGGGGCUUAGCGCUUACACUAUGCGGAAAUGUGAGAAGAAAGCAUUACAGUAUCCUUGUAGAGAUUAUCUGCGCGAACAGAACGACAUCACGCGCCGCAGUGUCGAUUACCGUAAUCCCAGCACCUGCCCAGCACGCCCCAUUGAUAGGAUUUGUGCGCGAGAGCGCGCCCUCUGCCGUAAUUGGUCAACUAGAUGAGAAGAAUCACAAAUCGAGGAAGUCGAUUUACCAUAUUGGAGAUAUGCAUCUAAGAGAGAUAUUUGCACUAUCACCCGACGGUAUGCUGUCUACAUUGAAACCAUUGAAUAGGUCGAUUCGCAGCGUCUACCGUAUACCCAUCGUUGUUCAACCAUCGGCAGCCAGACCACUGACAAAGACAUUUGUGGUAUUCGUCGACGAAGAUGCAGAGACUGCGACAACUCGUCCACAGAUCAAUGCUGCUGCCUUGCUGGCAGAUCCUGUGACUGAAUUUGAUCUUGGGGAUCUAGACGUUGGAUCUUCGCCUAAAUGUCAAGCAAUCAAUAACGAUCGAUAUGAGGUAUCAGAAGACUGUCGCAUAACUAUCGAACAAUCAAUCGAUAAUCACGAAACGAUCAAAGCAGCAAUCAAUAAUCGAACCGUGGAAGUUGCACUGAAGACCUUACGCAUUCAGCACGAAUUUGCUCCAACCAUGCUACAGCUCGUCGUUUACGCCCUUCCCAGUGGAAUAGCUCAGAUGCUGACUGAGUUACAGCGGACCUACAGUGAUUUGACAUUCUAUCCCUUGGCUGUUGAGAUGUCAGCGUAUCGCAACACUCUCUCGCUCGCCAUAGUUGAUCGCAAUCAAAAAGUGAUCUCAGCCAACGAUUCGCGCGACAUCGUCGCGAGAUUCUUCAAGAUGGACGAGUUUGCCCACGCACUGCUCGAGUCCAUGGAAACGAAUCUUUGUGCUAAUGUCUCCUGUGCCAAUAAUGGGACUUGUCAUCAAAAGGUGGUCUGGAACAAGAAGAGCUCAACAUUUACGGGACCGGAGUCACUGUGGAGCAUACCGGAGGGCGUGGGAGUAGCUAACUGCGAGUGUCCUCCUGGAUUCACUGGUGAACUUUGCGAGAGCAUCAAGAAGUGUGAUCGUGCUAGUUGUCCUGAUGGAGAAUGCACAGAGGACGGGGACUGUGUGCGGGAUUGUGAGAAGACGUGCAAAAACGGCAUCUGCACGAAUGGCGUUUGCGAUUGCUUGCUAGGUUUUGCUGGAGCUGACUGUUCUCUCAAAACAUUCGGUACCGCGACUGAGCAAAAGCGAAAGAAAACUGUGAAAAUGCUGAAAAAGCUACCAACUGCAAAAGCACCUUGUUCCGAACUACAAUGUGGAAAAGGAGAGUGUCUGGUACAAAGCGGCCGUUCGAACACUUGCCGUUGUCCAGGAGGAUUCGUAGCGAAAGACUGCUCAUCUGAUCCUCAUGUGCUAUCAUUGUUAGGCUCGGUGAUCUUUACACCAACAACAGAAUUGAGAACAGAGUUGGAACUGAAUCACUCACCACUGGUCACUAAUGAGUUCUGCAACGGUAGUCAAUCGAUAUCAAUCGAUUUCCGAACGAAAAAUUCACAUGGUGUUAUUGUCGCGCUGUCCUAUGAACGAGAAUUUGCUGUGAUUGAGGUCCACUCAUCCAAAGUACGAUAUCGCAUGUUCGAUAGCUAUAGAACACCUAUAGAAAUUACGCUCAAUAGCCAAACGGUGGACGAUGGCAAUUGGCGCCAAGUCGCACUUGAGCUGAGCGAAGAUCGAAAAACCAUCACCUUCAAAGUCGGCGGUAUUGGCAAAGAAGCUGUAUCACGGAUGGUUUUACCAACAUCAUAUCUGUCGAUCUGA
Messenger RNA from Cylicocyclus nassatus, 2853 nucleotides. Lineage: Eukaryota; Metazoa; Nematoda; Chromadorea; Rhabditida; Strongylidae. The record is from the annotation of a GenBank genome assembly.